This is a messenger RNA of Rhincodon typus (whale shark), 1547 nucleotides long. RefSeq names its product COPI coat complex subunit beta 1 (gene copb1). Gene Ontology annotation, biological process: intracellular protein transport; intra-Golgi vesicle-mediated transport; endoplasmic reticulum to Golgi vesicle-mediated transport. Bases 261 to 1547 code for a protein of 428 amino acids. The transcript has 11 exons. Lineage: Eukaryota; Metazoa; Chordata; Chondrichthyes; Orectolobiformes; Rhincodontidae. Gene Ontology annotation, cellular component: cytoplasm; COPI vesicle coat. The record is from RefSeq and is a predicted model, not a curated record.
UACGGGCACCGCUCGGCCGCCGUCGCUCGUCGAGGUCGCAGUUCCACGUCAGCCGGAGGACAACUGGAGGAAGAGAUUGAGGGAGAGAUCGGCUUCCUCCUCCUCCUCCUCCUCCACAUCAUCAUCAUCAUCCUCCCCGCUUUUUCAGCCGCCGUUGAUACAGCGACACGGCCUUCUCUUCCCGUCUCCGGAGACCAGAUACCCUGAACGCUUAGGUUACCUGAUUUCUUGCUUUCGAUUUGCCUGGGAAAACUGGUAUCAUGACAGCUGCAGAAAACAUAUGCUAUACACUCAUAAAUGUUUCUUUGGACUCUGAACCACCAAAUGAAAUUAGCCUGAAAAUUGAUUUGGAAAAGGGAGAUGUGAAGACCAAGACUGAUGCAUUAAAGAAGGUGAUUAUCAUGAUUCUAAAUGGAGAGAAGCUCCCAGGGCUCCUGAUGACGAUUAUUCGGUUUGUGUUACCACUGCAAGAUCACACAAUCAAAAAGCUGCUGCUUGUCUUUUGGGAGAUUGUCCCUAAAACAACCCCUGAUGGGAAGUUGCUGCAAGAGAUGAUUCUUGUCUGUGAUGCCUACAGAAAGGAUCUACAACAUCCAAAUGAGUUUAUUCGAGGAUCCACUCUUCGUUUUUUGUGCAAGCUAAAGGAGCCAGAACUUUUAGAACCACUGAUGCCAGCCAUACGUGCCUGUCUGGAACAUCGGCACAGUUAUGUACGCAGAAAUGCUGUGCUGGCUAUCUACACCAUCUACAGGAACUUUGAGAAUCUUAUUCCUGAUGCUCCUGAGUUGAUCCAUGAUUUCUUGGUUAAUGAAAAAGAUGCAAGUUGUAAACGGAAUGCUUUUAUGAUGCUGAUUCAUGCCGAUCAGGACCGAGCCCUAGAUUAUCUGAGUACAUGUAUUGAUCAGGUUCAUACUUUUGGAGACAUUCUACAGCUGGUAAUUGUUGAGCUGAUUUAUAAGGUAUGCCAUGCCAAUCCAACAGAAAGAGCACGAUUUAUCCGCUGUAUCUACAACUUACUCCAGUCUUCAAGCCCUGCAGUAAAAUAUGAAGCAGCUGGAACUUUAGUUACACUGUCAAGUGCCCCAACAGCUAUCAAGGCUGCUGCACAGUGCUACAUUGAUUUGAUUAUUAAAGAGAGUGAUAAUAAUGUCAAGCUAAUUGUUCUUGAUCGCCUGAUUGAUCUCAGGGAACAUCCUACACAUGAACGGGUGCUGCAGGAUUUGGUGAUGGAUGUCCUUCGUGUUCUGAGCACUCCAGAUUUGGAGGUACGCAAAAAGACGUUACAGUUAGCACUGGAUCUCGUUUCAUCACGUAACGUUGAAGAGCUUGUCAUAGUUCUCAAGAAGGAAGUAAUUAAAACAAAUGAUGUAUCAGAACAUGAAGACACAGACAAGUACCGGCAGCUUCUGGUCAGAACACUACAUUCAUGCAGUGUCCGUUUUCCAGACAUGGCUGAAAAUGUUAUCCCUGUGAUUGAACAAACCCUGAUUCGAGGGAAAGCUCCAGGGGAGAAGGAAAUGGAAGAAUGUAUUUUUGGAUUUCGAUGA